AACGCGAUGGAUGUUGAACUUUUCAUUCGGAAGGUGAAAGAAAACAGACCGAUUUAUGACGCGAGUGACAAAAAUCAUAGCAACCGAAAUGUCACAGCUGCAUUGUGGAGGAAUAUUAGUGAAGAAUUUAACAUCCCAGAAGUUCAACUAAGGAAAAAAUGGCAUACACUGCGUUCAAACUAUAUGCGCGUCUUACGGAGCGAAAGGAACAAAACUCCGUCAACUGGAACAAAAACUAAACAUCUUUGGCCCUACUAUGAAUCGUUGUCAUUCUUGCGUCAAUGCUCAGAAUCAAAAAACCCUUCUGACAACAUGCUGUUUUCCGAUUUGGCUUAUGAACAUGAGAAUGGAACAGCAAUCGAACAAAAAGUUGCGGAAGACAACUUCCUCACUACGAUAAGCUAUAGAGAAGAUGGUUUGACCAUAAAAUCAGAGCCACUCGAGAUCACCGAUUCGACAGUUAGUUACGAGACAGCAUCGAAGAAAAGAAAACAAACCGGAGUAGCGGAUGAUGGCGGUGAUUUGCAGCAUUUGGCAGAACUGAGCAACGUCGAAUCAUCGCUGCCUGACGAAAAUGAUCCCGACAGAAUGUUUUUGCUUAGUUUGCUACCCCUUAUGAAACAGUUGACUCCUUCGGACAGCAUAGACUUCAGAUUAAACGCACUAACAUUUUUGAAAGAGAGACUGAAUCCGAUCUCAACUGGUCACAGUAGUUGGUCACAAUCUCAAAUACUCUCAGCUCAUCAUAACCGGAAUCAGUGUAAUGAGUGGUCGGAGAGUGAUGCUGCAUCUUCUGCUUCAUCGACAUCAAGAUGCAACAACGGUAAUCUGAAGGAGGAAGUUCCAUAGCUCUGAACUAAGUUGGUUGCUUGAAAGUUAGCUGACCCAUAUUGUACAAAGAAUAUUAUGAUGCUUCAUGACUUGUGACUUUGUUGAUAGAAAAAACUUCAAAUUAGAAACAAUAGCGAAUUUAAUAUGACUUUAACUUGGUCUCCACUCGCAAAUUCGGAUACGAAUGAAUAGGAAGAGUUGUAGUAAAUAAAGAAAUAGAGACCCGCAAAUUGAAAAAAAAGGAAAGAAAGUCCAGGAAAUGAUAGAAGACGAUGCAAACAGUUCUGGAAGGCAUUUCUUACACAUCUGUUCCUUUUGACGUAGGAUUACGUCUUUCGGGAAAAUAUUGGGGUACAAAUUGAAAAUCGAAAAUCGAGCACAUCGUGAUAAUUGUCCAAUUUCAAACGCUUAUUGCUCAGUCAUGUCAUGAUGGAUUGAUGAAAAUUUUGCGUCAAUCGAUUUUGGCACUUCAUAACAAUUUUUUAAAUUGAAUAAAAUAAUAUGAGUUAUGAAAUUAACUAUCGAACAAUUGAAAAAUCUCAACCCCUAUCCUAACGGAAAUAUCCGCUUCUAAUGGGUCGAAAUCGGCGAUACAUGGGGCGGUUCACUAACAGAGACAUCAAAACCAAGCUGCCUGGGGGAAAACGACAUUGCAAAUACAUGAAAGUAAGGGGGCCUUUAUUCCCACCGAAAUGUGUUCGCUAACAGAGACAUCAUAACCAAGUGUUCGAGGGAAAUCGGCAUUGCUAAUAGACAUCAUAACCAAGGUGUCUGAGGGAAAUCGGCAUUGCAAAUAUAUGAAAUUUUAAAUUUGGAACUUUAAUGUUGGUUGCUCGGUUGUAAAAUUUUAUAUGGUAGCAGUUGUGUUAAAAAUGACUCGGUAUAUGAAACGAUUUAUUUCAAUUUUCAUAAAUGAAAACCAAGGUGUGUUCCCGGUCGAGAACGGGUCAUUCGGCUUAAGCUGUCUGUUUUGUUGUGUUCAUUUUCAUCCAAGGAAAGUUCAUACGGCGAGAAAAGUUGGAAAAGUGAAGAAAUAUUAGAAAAAGGAAUUUCUCAUAUACUCUACAUAUAGUAUUAGGUGUUGUUAGUCCAAUUAAAAUUAAAAUUGGGUUGAGUAAACAGUCAGAAAGUAAAAAUAAAAAAAAAAAUUACCUUUUCCUUUUCAAAUAUGUUUUCUCUAUAUUAAAGUUACAUGUUUUUACUGAUGAGAAAAAUUUAUAAUUGUGUUCGGUAUUGGUAAUUAUCGUUUAUUACAUUGGUGUGUUUUUUUCCUUUAUUUCAUCCAUACGUAACAAAGGAGGCAUCUCGUCUAGGGUCACAGAGGGCGGUUUUCAUCAUAUCUCAUUCCACUUCGGCAUCUUCUAUCUGAUAUGCACCACCCCACGACUGUUCACCAUACUUCUGUCAUCAUCACUCGGUAAACACUUGCGGAGUGAACAAACAAUACCCAACAACCAAACAAAAUUGCUCUUUUCAGGGCCACCAAAUAAUUAUCAAAGAGUUUAACGAUGCAACUCUUCAAACAUAUACAAAAUCAACAGAUAGCCCAACGAAAUCCUACGUCAACUAUGCGGUCGUGUCUCGGACACAACCCUCCUGUGACUUUUUUUUAGUUUCAACAUUCCUCGAUUCCCUAGUACAAAUAUAGUUUAAAUUUAGAAAAAAAUCAGGUAUUCCACGGAUCAUUCGCUCGCGGAUAAUCGAGGUUCCACUGUACUUUGCGUUUGUUCCUUUUCUCUGCUGAUGUGCAGAUCGAUUCCACACAUGCCACGGUGCACCGAGCAAGAGGUAUAAAUUAUUUCACUUUGUGAUUUCUCUUUUUGUUUCACUCUAGACAGUGUACAGCCAACAACAUACGUUGAGGAUGAGACAUAAUAUAAAAAAUAUCAAAUCUGCUUUUGAAACUUCCUAUACUCGCGUAUAGGAAGGACAGACCGAGCACCAAUGAGGUAGCUGAAUUAACUGAUGAUUAAAACUAAAUCAAGUUAAAGAAAAAAAUAUUUUCUGAAGUUUUUUCACUCAAUUAUAUCUUUUUAUUUGAAUGAAAACCAGAAAUUCUGCUAAAGGGUUGAUUAGAGGUCGGACCCGAUUAUCUACAGACUCGGUUAUAUACAAUUUUAGACCCGAUUAUUAUCCCAUUUUUAAUGAAAAAAUAUUAUUUACUAAUUCAAUUAUUGAAAUAUUUCAACGUGUAGGUGAAGGUUCUUUGGCUAUUUGGAGAACAGUGGAUUAGAAAUCAUGGUCUUUGAAGAUUCUAAUUGAAGGCUCACCGGGAGUUGUUUCAAAAGAUAUUGCAGCGAAUUUAAAAUCAAUAGAAGAUGGGUCUCAAAGGACAAAUUGUAAAGCGUUUAGGGAGUUUUAAUUUUGUUGAUAGGAACAAUCAAAUUAU
This is a messenger RNA of Toxorhynchites rutilus septentrionalis, 3220 nucleotides long. RefSeq lists its product as uncharacterized. Gene Ontology annotation, molecular function: DNA binding. Lineage: Eukaryota; Metazoa; Arthropoda; Insecta; Diptera; Culicidae. Bases 7 to 849 code for a protein of 280 amino acids. Gene Ontology annotation, biological process: regulation of transcription by RNA polymerase II. The transcript is spliced from 2 exons. Gene Ontology annotation, cellular component: transcription regulator complex; nucleus. The record is from RefSeq and is a predicted model, not a curated record.